AUGUCAGAACGAUAUGGUUUUUCGUUAACAACAUUUAGUCCAUCGGGCAAACUUGUCCAAAUCGAAUAUGCUCUUAAUGCUGUAAAUGCAGGUUCACCAGCAGUAGGUAUCAAAGCAUUGAAUGGAGUUGUAUUGGCGACGGAAAAAAAGAGUAAAUCAUUAUUACAUGAUGAUCGUACAAUUCACAAGGUUGAACCAAUUUGCAAAAAUAUCGGUCUUGUAUACAGUGGUAUGGGACCUGAUUACAGAUUCCCCCUACAAAAAACCCGUAAAUUAGCUCAAGAAUACAUGCUUAUUUAUGAACAAAAUGUGCCACCAACACAAUUAGUUAAACGAGUAGCUGAUGUUAUGCAAGAAUAUACUCAAUCUGGUGGUGUACGUCCAUUUGGUGUGUCACUACUUAUUUGUGGUUACGAUUAUGAUGAAGAUCGACCAUUUCUCUAUCAAUGUGAUCCAUCAGGUUCAUUUUUUCCAUGGAAAGCAACAGCAAUCGGACGUAAUUAUGUCAAUGGAAAGACAUUUCUCGAAAAACGAUAUUCGGAUCAAUUAGCACUUGAAGAUGCCGUACAUACUGCUAUAUUGACACUUAAAGAAUCAUUCGAAGGACAAAUGACAGAAGACAAUAUUGAAAUCGGUAUUUGUGAUAAAGAAGGUUUUCGUCGUUUGACACCUGCUGAAGUCAAAGAUUAUUUAGCACAAAUUGGUUAG
Molecule: messenger RNA, 708 nt
Organism: Rotaria sp. Silwood2
Lineage: Eukaryota; Metazoa; Rotifera; Eurotatoria; Philodinida; Philodinidae
Source: the annotation of a GenBank genome assembly